UCGGCCUAGGUGAUGUACUCGCGCAACAAGGCGUUGAGCGGCGCGGACUACAUCAUGAUUUCCUACGUACUGGCCGUAUGGUCUUCUUUGGGGGUGUCAUGGCAGGUCCCGUACUGGUAGGCUGGUACCGUUUCAUGGAUCGCUAUAUCAACUUGGCGACACCAAAUAAGACUCUACUUGCUCGUGUAGCAGCCGAUCAGCUUGCCUUUGCGCCCAUCAACCUGGGCUACUUCUUCUAUGCGCAGGGCUUGCUGGAAGGCAAGGAACAGCGGGAUAUUUCUGCAAAGCUCGCUGCGGCAUGGCUACCCACAUUGAUUGCGAAUUGGAAGCUGUGGCCAGCCGUACAGCUCAUCAAUUUCCGCUUUGUACCUCUUGAGCAUCGUUUGCUUGUGGUCAACCUGGUUGCGCUGGGAUGGAACUGUGUCUUGUCUGCUGUCAAUGCUGGCGACGGUGUGGUCAAGGAGAUGAAGACGUUGCAGGUGGAAGCACAGGCAUAAUUGGGAAGCCUGUGCAAUGGGCUGUCUUCUGUAUGGAUGAGUAUAUGAUAAUGAAAUAGACCA
Messenger RNA from Protomyces lactucae-debilis, 560 nucleotides. RefSeq lists its product as uncharacterized. The transcript has a single exon. Lineage: Eukaryota; Fungi; Ascomycota; Taphrinomycetes; Taphrinales; Protomycetaceae. Gene Ontology annotation, cellular component: membrane; cytoplasm. Bases 78 to 497 code for a protein of 139 amino acids. The record is from RefSeq and is a predicted model, not a curated record.